AUGUCUGCUGAAGAGGCAAACACCAUCCAGGACGAGGCACCCGUUGAGGUCCCCCAGAAGAAGGGCAAGCAGGGAAAAUACCGUCGUGACAAACCCUGGGACACCGACGAUAUUGACCACUGGAAGGUGGAAGAGUUCAAGCCCGAGUACAACCCUGCACCAUUCACAGAAGAGUCGUCCUUUGCAACACUCUUCCCCAAAUACAGAGAGAACUAUCUCAAGGAGGUCUGGGGACAUGUCACCCGUGCCCUUGACAAGGUCGGCGUCGCCUGUGUUCUGGAUUUGGUCGAGGGUUCCAUGACCGUCAAGACUACCCGCAAGACCUAUGAUCCUUAUAUGAUUCUCAAGGCUAGAGAUCUUAUCAAGCUCCUUGCCCGCAGUGUUCCCUUGCCUCAGGCGUUGAAGAUUCUCGAGGACGGGAUUGCAUCGGACAUUGUGAAGAUCGGAAACAUUGUGCGCAACAAGGAGCGGUUCGUGAAGCGUCGUCAGCGUCUGUUAGGACCUAACGGUUCAACAUUGAAGGCUAUGGAGUUGUUGACACAGUGCUACGUCAUGGUCCAAGGAAACACUGUCUCGGCCAUGGGACCCUACAAGGGUCUCAAGGAAGUCCGCCGAAUCAUCAUCGACUGCAUGAACAACGUUCACCCCAUCUACCAUAUCAAGGAACUGAUGAUCAAGCGUGAGCUGGCCAAGGAUCCCAAGUUGGCAGAGGAGAACUGGGAGCGGUUCUUGCCUCACUUCAAGAAGAAGAAUACCAAGCCUCUGAAGAAGAAGAUCUCGAAGAAGGACAAGAAGGAUUACACGCCUUUCCCACCAGCACAGACACCCAGCAAGAUCGAUAUGCAGUUGGAGUCGGGAGAGUACUUUAUGAAGCCCAAGGAGAAGGAGGCUCGUGCCAUGGAGCGGAAGAAGGAGGAACAAAAGGAGAACAGUCUCAAGAGACAGGCAGAGCGCGAACUGGCAUACGUGCCACCUGUCGAGGACGCACCAAAGAAGAAGAAGAAGAAGUCGUCUUCAUCAGACGAGUAA
Molecule: messenger RNA, 1029 nt
Organism: Linnemannia hyalina
Lineage: Eukaryota; Fungi; Mortierellomycota; Mortierellomycetes; Mortierellales; Mortierellaceae
Source: the annotation of a GenBank genome assembly